AUGGCUAAAGCGCCUGCUGUUGGUAUUGAUCUUGGUACUACGUACUCUUGUGUCGGUGUAUUUCAACACGGUAAAGUAGAAAUCAUCGCCAACGAUCAAGGAAACCGAACUACUCCAAGUUAUGUCGCCUUCACGGACUCUGAGCGUUUGGUGGGCGAUCCUGCUAAAAACCAAGUCGCUAUGAACCCUAUGAAUUCGGUGUUUGAUGCCAAGCGGUUGAUUGGGCGUCGCUACGAUGAGUCCUCAGUUCAAUUGGAUAUGAAACAUUGGCCAUUCAAGGUCAUAAAUGUUGGAGGUCGUCCUAAAAUUGAGGUCGAAUAUAAGUCAGAGAAAAAGAAUUUCUUUGCUGAAGAGAUCUCUUCUAUGGUACUAAACAAAAUGAGGGAGACUGCUGAGGCCUAUCUUGGUAAGAAAAUAACUGAUGCAGUCAUCACAGUUCCAGCUUACUUCAACGAUUCUCAGCGUCAGGCCACAAAGGAUGCUGGUGUUAUUGCUGGGAUCAAUGUAAUGCGAAUCAUCAAUGAGCCUACAGCAGCUGCCAUUGCAUAUGGAUUAGAUAAAAAAGUUGGUGCCGAAAGAAACGUCCUCAUCUAUGAUCUUGGUGGUGGAACCUUUGAUGUCUCUGUUCUUGCCAUUGAGGAUGGUAUCUUUGAGGUCAAGUCAACUUCUGGUAACACUCAUUUGGGUGGAGAGGACUUUGAUAACAACGUUGUUGAUCACUUCAUUGAGCUCUUCAAGAGAAAGCACAAGAAAGACAUGAGCACCAACAAACGAGCUGUAAGGAGACUCAGGACAUCAUGUGAGAGAGCCAAGCGUACCCUGUCCUCAAGUUCUGAAGCAUACAUUGAAAUUGAUUCCUUAUUUGAGGGAAUUGAUUUCUCUGAAAAACUCACUAAGGCAAGAUUUGAAGAUCUUAACAAAAAAGAAUUCAGAUCAACUAUUGAACCUGUUGACAAGGCCCUUCGUGAUGCUGGACUCGGUAAAAAUGAAAUCCAUGAAAUUGUGUUGGUUGGUGGAUCCACUCGUAUCCCCAAGAUCCAAGAAAUUCUGUCAGAUCAUUUCAACAAGAAAGAGUUGAACAAAUCUAUCAACCCUGACGAGGCUGUUGCAUAUGGUGCUGCUGUUCAGGCCGCUAUUCUUCAUGGCGACAAAGAUGAGACUGUCCAAGACUUGCUUCUCCUUGAUGUUGCACCCCUUUCUCUUGGUCUGGAAACAGCUGGAGGUGUGAUGACAUCUAUUAUCAAGCGAAAUACUACCAUUCCUACUAAACAAAAUCAGAUCUUCACUACCUACUCUGACAACCAGCCUGGUGUACUCAUUCAAGUCUAUGAAGGUGAACGUGCCCUUACCAAAGAAAACAACCUUCUUGGCAAGUUUGAGUUGACAGGAAUCCCACCUGCACCCCGUGGAGUACCUCAGAUUGAUGUCACAUUUGAUGUUGAUGCCAAUGGUAUUCUCAAUGUGAGUGCUGUAGAUAAGAGCACAGGCAAGGAGAAUAAGAUCACAAUCACAAAUGACAAAGGGCGACUGUCCAAGGAGGACAUAGAACGUAUGGUCCAAGAAGCGGAGAAGUACAAGGAUGAGGAUGAAAAAAUCAAAGAAAAAAUUCAAGCCAAGAACUCCUUGGAAAGCUAUGCAUAUAACAUGAAACAGACCAUCGAAGAUGACAAGGUCAAAGAUAAAAUCCCAGAAGAUGAGAGACAGAAGGUAAUUGACAAGUGUAAAGAAGUGAUUGACUGGCUUGAUGUCAACCAAUCUGCUGAUAAGUCUGAAUAUGAUGCUAAGCAGAAAGAGAUUGAGCAAGUAUGUAGUCCUGUGAUAACCAAAUUGUAUCAAGGUGCUGGAGGAGCAGCAGGAGCUCCCCCAGGUGGCUUCCCAGGUGCACCAGGAGGUGAUGCAGCACCAGGYGGUGGUGGAUCAUCAGGACCUACCAUUGAAGAGGUUGACUAAAUCUGGAGGACAUUUUGAUAAUUCUGAGUGAACAGUUUUGGCUUAACUUCCUUAUUCAAAACACUUUAAGUAUGCAUAUUGACAUUUCCAUUGUUUUGCGUUACCUCUCAAUAGUGCUUAGUGCAGUAUAGUUAGUGUUUGUACUGCUUCAUUGUUUGUAAGAAUCUAUUGGAACACUUCAGUUAUUGCUGUGCAAACCUUUUCUCAGUUAAUUUGGAAAAUAAAACUUUCCCAACAUUGUGCAACCAGAA
Exaiptasia diaphana is the source of this 2201-nucleotide messenger RNA. Its product is annotated as heat shock cognate 71 kDa protein. The transcript is spliced from 5 exons. Lineage: Eukaryota; Metazoa; Cnidaria; Anthozoa; Actiniaria; Aiptasiidae. Gene Ontology annotation, biological process: cellular response to unfolded protein; protein refolding; vesicle-mediated transport. The record is from RefSeq and is a predicted model, not a curated record. Gene Ontology annotation, molecular function: heat shock protein binding; ATP binding; ATP-dependent protein folding chaperone. Gene Ontology annotation, cellular component: nucleus; plasma membrane; cytoplasm. The coding region runs from base 1 to 1950 and encodes 649 amino acids.